Molecule: messenger RNA, 1150 nt
Organism: Malus domestica (apple)
Lineage: Eukaryota; Viridiplantae; Streptophyta; Magnoliopsida; Rosales; Rosaceae
Source: RefSeq, a predicted model, not a curated record
UGAAACUUUGCCUUUAAAGUGAUUAUCCGUUUGAUACGUUUUGACUUAUCAAUUGAGCCGUUUUAAGCAUCUUUUGAUCAAUGCUUUCUGUGCUGCCUUCUCAAAUCUGAACACUGCCAUUUCAACCACCAUUUCAGAAGUUCAAAAUUUUCGGGGUUUUUUUUAAACCAGAAUAUAUUGAUGUGGGUUUUCCUGUAAAAGGGUGGUUGGAUUUUGCCUUUUUUGAUCAAUGCUUGUUAGUAGAAAUGGACCACUUCAAUGUAGUUUCAGAGCUUUCUGCUUGAUUGAUUGCUCUUCUUCAACUGUGAAAGACAAGCAUGAAGAAAUCUCCUACGCAUCCAAAAUAUGAGAUGGAUCAUGAUCACAGCAAUGGAUUCGAUCCUCAUACCGACUUUUAUCAGUUUUUGGAAGAAGCCAAACACAAUGUAGUAGAAGGAGACUUCCAGGCACCAUCAGAAGAAGGUGCAGAGAGAAGAUUGGGACAAGAGAAGAAGAAGAAAUCAUGGAAAAAGUUUCUAUUUCCGUGGUUGAAAGGAGAGAAACUGAACAAAACUACUACAAAACCAGCAACCGUAUCUCAUAUUUCUAAUGCGAAGCGGACUAAUGUUUCCGGUCCGGUGUAUGGCACCGGCAAGGCUACGGAUGGUAAGCACCGGGGUCCAAUGUCGGGGCCUAUUGCCAGUCUCUUCAACCCCACAAAGAGAGAAGACAAUGCAAUGCCUUAUAUGUGCCUUGACAAGAAUGGCAGCCCUCAAGUUGGAAAAACUUAUGGGCCAGUUUAUUUGGUGACAAAUUUUCAUGAAGAAGUUGGGGAAUAGAAAAUUGAAAUUGUUAACCUUUCUACUCCACGAAGGAUUUCAACUUAUGGAUUCUGCAUUGGCUGUGAUGGAAACGCAGUUGGAUCAUCGAAUGGAAGAAAACCGGGAAUUCAAGCCGUCUUGGUUGCUUCGAAUCAUCCGAGGAUGGAAAAAGCUGCUGAGAGAUUGUUCUUUAGGUGUGAUGUUAUAGUGUUUCAUUUGUGAGAACGCUGUAAAAUAGGACUUAGAAUACUUGACAACCAAGUCGAUUUAACCAUCUAUAUAUGUAUUCCUUUUCUUAGCCUUUGUAAGUGAUCAAAGGAAGCAAUUAAGAAGUGACGUUUGAUGAUUUA